Melampsora larici-populina 98AG31 is the source of this 378-nucleotide messenger RNA. RefSeq lists its product as uncharacterized. The record is from RefSeq and is a predicted model, not a curated record. The transcript is spliced from 2 exons. Lineage: Eukaryota; Fungi; Basidiomycota; Pucciniomycetes; Pucciniales; Melampsoraceae. The coding region runs from base 1 to 378 and encodes 125 amino acids.
AUGAUUGAUAUGGAAGUAGAUUUUGCUAGACAACACACUUUAGCCUGGCUUAGAAUGCUUCAAGAUGAAGUGUUAGACGUUGAAUUACCUUCACCACUUCACAAUAAACAACGAAAACACAAUAAUCCAACAUCUCAAAGUGAAGAAGAGGAGGAAUUUGAAAGUUCCGAUGAAGAAAGUUCAACUACAGAAGAAGAAGAAUCAAGUCCAGGAUACGAAAAAUCCAAUAAAAGGAUUGGAGAAGCAGUUAAAGAAAUGAACAAGAUCAGAAAACGUAGAUCAGAACUUUCUCAACUAGAACAAGAUGGUAAAUUCAUGUUUACAGAGAUUGAUCAAACAGAUCCUGAUUUUGGUGAAUAUUCUAUUGAACCUCGUUAG